Molecule: messenger RNA, 3156 nt
Organism: Chinchilla lanigera (long-tailed chinchilla)
Lineage: Eukaryota; Metazoa; Chordata; Mammalia; Rodentia; Chinchillidae
Gene: Vps41
Product: vacuolar protein sorting 41 homolog (S. cerevisiae)
Exons: 29
Coding region: 36-2597 (853 amino acids)
Biological process (GO): protein targeting to vacuole; endosomal vesicle fusion; cellular response to starvation
Cellular component (GO): HOPS complex; late endosome
Molecular function (GO): protein binding
Source: RefSeq, a predicted model, not a curated record
CUUCCGGGUCUGUCACGUGAUUCCCCUGCAGCACCAUGGCGGAAGCUGAGGAGCAGGAAACUGGGUCUGUUGAAGAAUCUACAGAUGAAUCUGAGGAAGAAGAGAGUGAAGAGGAACCCAAGCUGAAAUAUGAAAGGCUUUCUAAUGGGGUGACUGAAAUUCUUCAGAAGGAUGCAGCCAGCUGCAUGACAGUCCACGACAAGUUUUUGGCACUGGGCACACAUUACGGCAAGGUUUAUUUACUUGAUGUCCAGGGAAACAUUACUCAGAAGUUUGAUGUAAGUCCUGUGAAGAUAAAUCAGAUUAGCCUGGAUGAAAGUGGAGAGCACAUGGGCGUGUGUUCAGAGGACGGCAAGGUGCAGGUGUUUGGACUGUAUUCUGGAGAAGAAUUUCAUGAGACUUUCGACUGUCCCAUUAAAAUCGUUGCUGUGCACCCACACUUUGUGAGAUCCAGUUGUAAGCAGUUUGUGACUGGAGGGAAGAAGCUGCUGCUGUUCGAGCGGUCCUGGAUGAACAGGUGGAAGUCUUCUGUCCUGCAUGAAGGGGAAGGGAACAUCCGCAGCGUGAAGUGGAGGGGCCAUCUGAUCGCCUGGGCCAAUAAUAUGGGUGUGAAGAUUUUUGAUAUCACCUUGAAGCAAAGAAUCACCAAUGUGCCCCGGGAUGACGUAAGCCUCCGCCCAGAUAUGUAUCCCUGCAGCCUCUGCUGGAAGGACAGUGUAACCCUGAUUAUUGGCUGGGGGACUUCCAUCAAGAUAUGCUCGGUGAAGGAACGGCACGCCAGUGAAAUGCGAGAUCUGCCAAGUCGCUAUGUUGAGAUAGUGUCUCAGUUCGAAACUGAAUUCUACAUCAGUGGACUUGCGCCUCUCUGUGACCAGCUUGUCGUACUUUCCUAUGUAAAGGAGGUUUCAGAAAAGACGGAAAGAGAAUACUGUGCCAGGCCAAGACUGGACAUCAUCCAGCCGCUCCCCGAGACUUGUGAGGAGAUCUCCUCUGACGCUUUGACAGUCAGGGGCUUCCAGGAGAAUGAGUGCAGGGAUUACCAUUUAGAAUAUUCCGAAGGGGAAUCACUCUUCUACAUCGUGAGUCCGAGGGAUGUCGUCGUGGCCAAGGAGCGAGACCAGGAUGAUCACAUCGACUGGCUCCUCGAGAAGAAGAAAUAUGAAGAAGCUUUGAUGGCAGCAGAAAUCAGCCAAAGGAACAUUAAAAGACAUAAGAUUCUGGAUAUCGGAUUGGCAUAUAUAAAUCACCUGGUGGAGAGGGGAGAAUAUGACAUAGCGGCACGCAAAUGCCAGAAAAUUCUUGGGAAAAAUGCAGCACUCUGGGAAUAUGAAGUUUAUAAAUUUAAAGAAAUUGGACAGCUUAAGGCUAUUAGUCCUUAUUUGCCAAGAGGGGAUCCAGUGCUGAAACCACUCAUCUAUGAAAUGAUCUUACAUGAAUUUUUGGAAAGUGAUUAUGAGGGUUUUGCUACAUUGAUCCGUGAAUGGCCUGGAGAUCUGUACAACAAUUCAGUAAUAGUUCAAGCAGUUCGAGAUCACCUGAAGAAAGAUAGUCAAAACAAGACUUUACUUAAAACCCUGGCAGAAUUGUACACCUAUGACAAAAACUAUGGCAACGCUCUGGAGAUCUACCUAACACUGAGACAUAAAGAUGUUUUCCAGUUGAUCCACAAGCAUAAUCUUUUCAGCUCUAUCAAGGACAAGAUAGUUUUAUUAAUGGAUUUUGAUUCAGAGAAAGCUGUUGACAUGCUUUUGGACAAUGAAGAUAAAAUUUCAAUUAAAAAGGUAGUGGAAGAAUUAGAGGACAGACCAGAGUUACAGCAUGUGUACUUGCACAAGCUCUUCAAGAGAGACCAUCACAAGGGGCAGCGCUACCACGAGAAGCAGAUCAGCCUCUACGCAGAGUACGACCGGCCCAACUUGCUACCCUUUCUCCGAGAUAGCACCCACUGCCCGCUGGAAAAGGCUCUGGAAAUCUGUCAGCAGAGAAACUUUGUAGAAGAGACAGUUUACCUUCUAAGCCGGAUGGGCAACAGUCGAAGCGCCCUAAAGAUGAUCAUGGAGGAACUGCAUGAUGUGGAUAAAGCAAUUGAAUUCGCCAAGGAGCAAGAUGAUGGAGAACUCUGGGAAGAUCUCAUUUUAUAUUCCAUUGACAAACCACCAUUUAUUACUGGCUUGUUAAACAACAUCGGCACACAUGUUGACCCAAUUCUACUGAUUCACCGAAUUAAGGAGGGAAUGGAGAUUCCCAAUCUGAGAGACUCAUUGGUAAAAAUUCUGCAAGACUACAAUUUGCAGAUUCUGCUGCGGGAAGGCUGCAAGAAGAUCCUCGUCGCGGACUCCCUGUCCUUACUGAAGAAGAUGCACCGAACUCAAAUGAAAGGCGUUCUGGUUGAUGAGGAGAACAUCUGCGAGUCCUGCCUGUCCCCCAUCCUCCCUACAGAUGCAGCCAAGCCCUUCAGCGUGGUGGUCUUCCACUGCCGCCACAUGUUCCACAAGGAGUGCCUGCCUGUGCCCAGCGUGAAUUCUGCACAGUACUGCAACAUCUGCAGCGCUAAGAACCGCGGGCCCGGAAGCGCGAUUCUGGAGAUGAAGAAGUAGCCCGCUUCUCAGGUCUGCUCCCCACCACUCUGUGAGGCUGCGCCUGCCAGAGCUGUUCAGAAACUCGCUCACGCCUGUGUGCGUGCAAACGGUUCCUGCACCCUGCGCGUGUGCACUGGUGUCCCUUUGCUGUGGACAGAGCAGUCGGGCUGUCCCGUGCCUAGAGAUUCCUGGCUGCAAUCACUGUCUUGUCAUCUGCUUACUGGGCGCAUUCUUUUCCAACUGGGAGCUACUGAGAAUGUCUCGCUGUUUCGGGACAGGGCCAGCUGCAGUGGCCCCCGUGCUCACUGCUGCCACCACACGCCCUGCACUGUGCUUGCUUCCCCGUCUCAGCUUUUUUGACGUCAUCACUCGGUGACCAUCCUAAUGGGCCUUUAAGGAAACACUGUGCACCUUCUCAUUCAUUCCGAGACAUCUGGGAACUGCACUGGAUGUGGCUGGUGGCAGCUUUGUGCUUACUCAUUCUUGUGUUCUGUGCAUGCUGAUAACCAGCCGGUGUCUGGGCCUAUCAGGUGCUCAGCAUUUGUUGACUGAAUAAAUGUUAGCUCUUUUCAUUGCA